Danio aesculapii is the source of this 4453-nucleotide messenger RNA. It is a transcript of the gene arl6ip6, whose product is annotated as ADP-ribosylation factor-like 6 interacting protein 6. The transcript is spliced from 4 exons. Bases 89 to 655 code for a protein of 188 amino acids. Lineage: Eukaryota; Metazoa; Chordata; Actinopteri; Cypriniformes; Danionidae. The record is from RefSeq and is a predicted model, not a curated record.
GUCUAGGAAACGGAAACGCGCAAGCUAAAGACGCAGGAUGUGACUCGAGCCAACAGUUUCAACUUCAGAAAGUUUACUGCUGGCAAGCAUGCAGCUGUCUGCUAGAGAUAAAGAUGCCCCGUCGUUGGACAUUUAUUCAGACGACGAGGAGACGAUUGCGUUUGCGGAAAGAAGAACUGCGAUGGAGGACACAAAUGCAGGUUCAAAUGUGAGAAGCGAAAACCGCGGGGCAACGCCUCGGCGGCCACCUGUCCGGCAGAGGUACUGGAGGAACACACACCUGUGGCCCGCUCGUAUCGGCUCUGUGCUGUGCAGUAUAAUCUUUGUAUCGUUUAUCGCAGUGUUGAUCGCAUUUCUUUACAUCAUUUUAAAAGAUUUAAAAACAGAGAGGAUAACCACUGAAGAUGGAUCAGAAGUGCGACUCCUAGGUUUCUGGAGUAUUUUGGUCCUGUCUUCUGUGGCUGGUGUUUUGUGUUGCAGUUUCUCCUGGACUCUAACUUACUUUGACUCCUUUGAGCCAGGAAUGUUUCCUCCAACUCCUCUUUCUUCAUCCAGAUACAAAAAAAUGACCGGACACUCUUUCCACAUGGGCUACAGUAUGGCUAUACUCAACGGCAUAGUGGCUGGACUCACUCUUAUAUGGUAUCUCAUCUGAUGCACAUCCUCCGACACCUCGACUGCCAUUCAACACGCAGUCAUAAGAAGAUGAUUUAAUGGCAGAAGGAAGUGUCAAAUAGUUUUACGAAUAAAACUACAGAUAAAACUGAAAAAAAAAAUCAACACAAAGUAUGGAAUACUAGCUUAAACAUUUAUUACAUUUAAAUUUUGUGGUUGUUUAGAUACAGAAUAAAACUACAUAAUGUUUUGUUUUUUGAGAUAAUUUAUAAUAUUUUUUUUAUAUAUAUGCUUAUUUGACAAAAUCAGUAAACGCACAGUGACUUUCUUAAUGGACUACAUUUCGGAGAAAAAACAUUAGCGAUGUCAGGGUCUCUUUAUUAGCCACUUAUUUUCUCUUCUAAAAGGCUUUUAUUGCAGAAUCCUCUUUUUACCAUCACAAAAGCAGUGUGUUAAAUCUGCUUUCUGCCCUUUUGAAUGCUAUUCAUUGUCAGUCUGACAGCAUACGAAUGAUGUUUAAGUCUUUCUAAAAAAAAAUUGGAUUAGCAUUGUAGAAGCUACUCUUAGCAAAAGACUAAAGUCCCCUUGCAUUCGUGCUUUAUUAAAACUCAACGUCGCUGCUCUAUUGAUCGUUUUAAUGGGGGAAAUCAUUAAUACAAUAGCUGUUUUGGGCUUGAUGAAGAGUGACCGUGUUUAAGAGCUUUGUUGAGAGCCUGAGAGAAGGUCAGAGAGUGUAGAAGUGUGGAUUUAAUUUAUGACUUUAAUUAUUUGAUGCAGACUCUGCCAGGCCAUGAUUAUUAUUUUUUUUUCUUCAUUAGAUUAGCAGGCCCUGUAGCGACUCAUUUCAGCUAGCUCUAAUGCACUGGGCCUUCUAGUGUAUAUGGAUUAUUAAUGUACUGCCACUUCUCUAUGUGUUUGUGGUGUUUAUUUGUAUCUGUGGCAACAAGGUCCGAUUAUUUGUUUUCUUUUACAAGACAUUUCCAUCUCCAUUAUUAGCACCUUUUAAAAACAAAAUAGAGAAAUUGAUUUCUUUGUGGAGAUUUUAGCAUUUUCAGAAUUUGUUCAACUCAAACCUGUCAACAUUGUAGGGUAUUUUAACCCUUGUGCAUCCUUAAGGAGAUUUUUGUCUUUUUCGUUUUAUUUUUUGCUGUUAAAGGGAUAGUGCAGCUAAAAUUGACAAUUCUGACAUCAUUUGUAGAGGCCAUGGUCUUUAGCCUCCUUGUUAGAGCAACCGACUCCCAUGCGGAAAGUCGCCGGGUUCGAUCCCAGCUCGGAGUGGGUUGGGUGGUAUAGAAUCAGAAAGAGCUUUAUUGCCAGGUAUGUUCACACAUACGAGGAAUUUGUUUUCGUGACAGAGCUUCUACAGUGCAACAGAAUUACAGAGACAGGACAAAAACAGAUAAUAAAUAUAUUUUAAAAAUAGAAGUAAGUAUUCAAUGCAAAUAUACAAAUUGACAAGAGUAUGUACAGGUAUAUUACUAUAUACAACGUUAUAUGUGCAGCUGUUAUGUGCAAAUUGGCAUGUAAAGUGUGUUGUUAAAUAAGUGUAUAUGUCUAUAAAAGUGUAUAGCAAGUAGUGAUGUUGGUUCCACAAUUAAUAUCAUCUAGUGUUCAUGAGAUGGAUUGCCUGAGGAAAGAAACUGUUUCUGUGUCGGGCUGUUCUGGUGCACAGUGCUCUGUAGUGUCAGCCAGAAGGUAAAAGUUCAAAGAGGCAGUGUACUGGGUGUGAGGGGUCCAGAGUGAUUUUGGCAGCCCUUUUGCUCGCUCUGGAUAAGUACAGUUCUUGGGGAGUAGGGAGGGUUGUACUGUGCUGUACUGUAGCUGAGCUAAACCAUACAUUUAUUGAUGUGCAGAUGACUGAUUCAAUGACGGAGGUGUAGAACUGUUUUAGCAGCUCCUUUGGGACAUUGAACUUCCUCAACUGAUGAAGAAAGUACUGCCUUUGUUGAGCUUUUUUGAUAAUGGAAUCGAUGUGAGUGUCCCACUUCAGGUCCUGAGACCCCACUGCUACCACUAUCCUGUCCAUGAUGCUCAGUGGGGGGAGAGCAGGGGGGUUCUCCUGAAGUCUACUAUCAUCUCCACUGUUUUGAGCAUGUUGAGCUCCAGGUUUUUGUGACUGCACCAGACAACCAACUCCUCAACCUCCUGUCUGUAAGCAGACUCGUCACCGUCCUGAAUGAGGCCAAUAAAUGUGGUGUCGUCUGCAAACUUCAAGAACUUCAAGAGUCUUUUGAACUGCAGUCAAUCGUGUACAAAGAGAAGAGCAGUGGGGAGAGGACACACCCCUGGGGGGCGCCAGUCCUGAUUGUGCGGGUACUGGAUGAGUAUUUUCCCAGCUUCACCAGCUGCUGCCUGUCCGUUAGGAAGCUGUUGAUCCACUAACAGACAGAGGUGGGCACAGAGAGCUGAGUGAAUUUGGGCAGGAGAAUUUUUGGGAUGAUAGUGUUAAAAGCCAAGCUGAAGCCAACAAACAAGAUCCUGACAUAGGUCCCUGGUCUGUCUAGGUGUUGACUGCAUCAUCCACAGACCUGUUUGCUCUGUAGGUAAAUUGAAGAGGACUGGCGGUGUUACAUUAGUGCCAUGACCCGAAUAGGAGUGAGGUUUGGGGGGGGUGACCUCACUCCUCUGACCUCUAAAGAUGCUCUAGCUACAGCCGCUAGAGGCCAUGGCCUUUAGCAUCCCCCCCUCCCCCACCCCUUGGUAAAGCAACCGACUACCAUGUGGAAAGUCACCGUUUCGAUCCCAGCUGUGGUUUAGGACUGGCGGGGUUACAUUGGUGUCGUGACGUUUAGGGGGGCAGGUAAACCUCACUCCUCUGACCUCUAAAGAUGCUCUUGCGACAGUCGCUAGUGACCAUGAUCUUUAGCUUCCUUAUUAGAGCAACCGACUCCCAUGCGUAAAUCCGCCGGUUCGAUCCCAGCUUGGAGCGGGUUGGGUGGGAAAGGACUGGUGAAGUUACAUUGGUGCCGUGACCCCGGAUGGGAGUGAGGUUUAGCGGGGUGAGUGUAAUGGGGGCCAGUUAGUGAAGUGCUGUGCUGGUAAACCUCACUCCUCUGACCUCUAAAGUUGCUUUAGUAACAGUUGCAAGAGGCCAUUGUCUUUAGACUCCUUGUUAGAGCAACUGACUUCCAUGCGGAAGGUCGCUGGUUCGAUCCCAGCUCGGAGCGGGUUGAGUGGAAUAGGACCGGGGGAUUACAUUGGUGCCGUGACCCAGAUGGGAGUGAGGUUUAGCAAAGUGAGUGUAGCGGAGACCAGUUAGUGAAGUGCUGUGCAGAUAAACCUCACUCCUCUGACCUCUAAUGAUGCUCUCGUGACAGACGCUAGAAGCCAUGGUCUUUAGCCUCCUUGUUAGAGCAACUGACUCCCACAAAGUAAGUCGCCAGUUUGAUCCUCAGCACUUUUUUGACAUUUUUAGUGCUCCUAUGUAACUUUUUAAAUUGACACAAAAUGGAGAUAUCUGCGUGCGGGAUCACACUCUGCAUGUGUUUGUGUUCUUCAGCCUUGCUUUUUUAGUUUUUGCUUUGACUUUGUGAAAGUGUCUCUCUUAAUGCUGUUUCUGUUGAGGUGAAGGUCUGUCUGAGAUAAACUCUCAUGUGCUUUCAUUUGUGCAGUGCAACUGUCAGACAAUAUUCAGUGCUGCCUGAAAACAUCUGAUUUAGAGGUUGAAUGGUUUGCUUGCUUGCUUUUCCUUUCCAUUUAAAUAAUCAGGGAUGAAAAAACAACACUGGAUUAUUCAUCUUCUACUCAAGAUGUGUAAUGUUGCAUUAAUACCACAAGUAAUGUUUUCAGAAUGUAUUUACUUGUUUUUUUAAUAAAAAGUUUCUGUAUUAAUGCAUUA